AUGGCGGGCAAAAAACAGCGCCGCCUGGGCCCGCCCAAAGUGGCAAAACACAAACAAAACACCACAUCCGACCCUGAUCAGCCUCAUCAUCAACGUCAACUUCGAAAGGAAAAUAAAUCUCAAUCUCACUCUCAAUUUCAUCACCACCAGGAUCGGGACCGGGAUCAACCACCUUUCCCGUUCUCUGUGCUUUCGAUCUCCCGCAAUUCUCCCCUUUUCCGUCCUGCGUCCUCUUCUCGUGUGCGUUCUACUACUACUACACCUUUUAUAUGGAGUGAUGACACCAUGGAUUUCGACAUAAACGAGUCUCUGAAAUACUACCUGAGCGAUCCCACCUCCGUACCCACCCCAGAAGCAGAUCCUGAACUUCUGGACUGCGAAAAUGAUCCCGAAUCGCUGACAACGCCCUUGAUCAACGGGGUUCUCAAUCCCGUUGUCGACGCGGUAGCUGAAAACCCAGAAGGCCUCGCAAGAAGUAGCUUCUUCGACUCUUUGCAAUUUCUCCUCAAGUGUGCACCAACCUAUCUUCUUUCUGAACAACGAAGUUAUCAUCAUCAAGAACCAGACUCUGAACUUUUUAAACUCUGUAGAUUCUCUUCCCUGCUCCCGACAAAGGCUCUCAGCAAGAUCCUGGAUCUUGUCGUCUCGGGCCUGGCCGUCGAAGCCGAUAUUAUUCACCAUGACAUCGAGUCCGACGAAACAGACGCUGUUCAGCACCACAAGCAACUUUUGGAAAUGUACGCUUUCCUGCUGCAAUGGACGCUAUCUGCUGUUGAGACAAAACUCGCUGAAAAACCACCCGAUGCAGCCCCAGCGCGGCGCGGGGCCGGAAAAUCGAAAUCGAAACCCAGUUCAACCGAUGAGCACUGGGACUCCUCCCCCCAGAUCCAGAUUGCCAUGGAAGUUAUGUGUAAAGUAUUGAAGUUGAAGCUGGGGAAGAUCUUCGUGACCACCUCCGAUCGUGACACAUUUGUCAACCUCUUUACCAGGACAAUAUACUUGAUUUUAGAAAGCGAACAACGAGUGAAGAGCAUGUCCAUUCGAAUGCAUGCAUUUAAAGUGCUAUGCAUUGCUGUAAAGCACCAUGGCCAUGCUUUUGGAGCGCAAACGUCAAUUGUCCAAAGUCUCACAUAUUUUGAGCAUCUUUCAGAACCAAUGGCGGAGUUUCUCCAUAUCCUCGCGGAGCAGUACGACUAUCCACAGUUGUCAGAUGAAAUAUUGAGGGAACUUGGAAACAAGGAGUUCAAUUCAAAUGACACCAAGGGCCCGAAAUCAGUGUCUGCGUUUAUUAUCAGACUCUCAGAGCUCGCGCCGAGAUUGAUCAUUAAACAGAUGACUCUGUUGGCCAAACAGCUUGACAGCGAGGCCUAUACUUUGCGAUGUGCCGUAAUCGAAGUCUGCGGCAAUUUAAUAUCAGAUUUAAGCAAACAGGAAGAACGAAGUGACAAUUAUACAACGCAAAUUAAUUCAUUUUUUGACGUGCUGGAGGAGCGAUUUCUGGACAUCAAUCCAUAUUGCCGAUGCCGUGCUAUCCAGGUUUAUAUGAAGCUCGCCGAACUUGACCAAAAAUUCCCCAAAAGGCGACAAACCGCAGCUGAGCUUGCCGCUAGAAGCCUAGAGGACAAAAGCAGUAAUGUUCGCAGAAAUGCAAUCAAAUUGCUCGCGAAAUUGGUCUCGACUCAUCCGUUUAGCGUGAUGCAUGGAGGUCAACUGUCGUAUAAGGAGUGGGAUGCAAGAUUACAGGCCGUAGAGGCGGAGCUAAAUGGGCUACGGCCUCCUCCCGAGACACCAGGGCUGGGCAAUGAUGCCGAUUCCACUAUCGUCGAUAGCGAACUCCUGGAUGAUGCAACUCAACUGCCCGAUGACUCUCCUUCAAAGGCUCCCAGAAUGACUGAGGAACAAAAACAGGCCGCAAUGAAGAAAGCCGAAGAGGAGGCGGCAACCUCAGAACUGCUGGCGCGACUCCAGCUGACGAGAAAAUAUUACCUUGAAGCAAUUCGAUUUAUUGAAGUCCUACACCACGCUUCCCAAAUAGUUUCACAGUUGCUGUCCUCCCGAAACAAGAGUGAAGUGAUUGAAGCAAUGGACUUCUUCGUUAUGAUCGAUGCCUAUAAAGUUGAGACCUCUCGAACAGGCAUCCGACGAAUGCUCCGGUUAAUCUGGACCAAAGGGAACAGCGAUGAAGGUAAAGGAGUCCAAAACCAUUUGAUCGACUGUUACAAGGGUUUGUUUUUUGACGCUCCGGACUCCUUCAGUCCCAACGAUGCUGCGAACUAUAUCGCACGCAACAUGAUAAGUCUUACUUUUGGUGCCACUCCUGCUGAACUCACCUCAUUGGAACAACUUCUAAGUACGAUGAUGAAAGUUGGUCAUAUAUCAGAUCUGGUUAUUGCCAAACUAUGGCAGGUGUACAGUGUCCAGAAGAAAGAGAUUUCUAAAACUCAAAGGAGAGGAGCAAUUAUUGUUCUGGGAAUGAUUGCGCUUGCUGACCCAGAGGUUGUGGUGCGAGAGAUCGAAGCGAUGCUUCGUGUGGGCUUGGGAGGCCUUGGAAGGGCAGAUCUCGUUCUCGCAAAGUACACUUGUAUUGCUUUGAAAAGAAUGAAACCUGGUCGACAGGCAAAGUCGAAGGACACUUCGUCUUCUAAAUUGCCAAAUGAUCACGCUGUUGUUACCAAACUGGCAGCAAUGAUAGAGAUCGACUCGGACAGCAAGGAGUGGUAUGGUGUAGCAGAACAUGCAAUCGGAGCCAUAUAUGCCCUCUCAAAACACCCCGAUGUCCUUUGCUCCGAAAUCCUACGCAGGAAAACCAGGUUCGUUUUUUCGGCUCAUGUACGACCCCGUUCAUCCCAAAGCAGUGGAGGUUCCAGCGGCUUUGAAGAGCCUCAAACCCCCAGAAAGAAAACAACCUCCUCCGUUCCACUGUCCCAAUUACUGUUUAUAGUCGGACAUAUUGCUAUCAAACAAAUCGUUCAUCUUGAACUUUGUGAACUCGAUUUCAAACGUCGGAAGGCUGAGCAGGAAAAGAGCAAGAGUGCGGAGCCGGCACCCCAAAAAGAUAAUAAACCUUCUGAGGAUAAUGAACUCGACCUAAUUGGUGGCACAACGGAAGAUGAUUUCACGGAAGCUAUGGCUCAUAUUCGUGAACGCGAGUUAUUAUAUGGACCGACCUCAUUGCUCACCAAUUUCGGCCCUUUAGUAGCUGAGAUUUGUGCCAAUAACAAUGCGUACCCCGACCGCAAUCUUCAAGCCGCCGCCACUUUGUGCAUGGCUAAACUUAUGUGCGUCUCCAGCGAAUAUUGCGAGAAGCACCUACCUCUUCUCAUCACGAUAAUGGAGCGUUCGGAAGACCCCAUCGUUCGAAGCAACGCCGUCAUUGCACUCGGUGACAUGGCUGUUUGUUUCAACCACCUUAUCGAUGAGAACACAGACUUCCUCUAUCGACGGCUCAACGAUGGCGAUGUCUCUGUCAAGCGCACGUGCCUGAUGACACUGACAUUCCUCAUCCUUGCCGGACAAGUGAAAGUUAAGGGUCAAUUGGGCGAGAUGGCUAAAUGUCUUGAGGAUGAUGACAAACGGAUUGCCGAUUUGGCCCGGAUGUUCUUUACCGAGCUGGCUACGAAGGAUAAUGCGGUCUACAAUCACUUUGUGGAUAUGUUUAGUCUGCUGAGCACAGAGAAGGGACUGGAGGAAGAUGCGCUGCGGAGGAUUAUUAAAUUUUUGGCUGGGUUUGUUGAAAAGGAUAAACAUGCCAAACAGUUAGCUGAGAAGCUAGCGGCAAGAUUGGCCCGGUGCGAGAAUGAAAGGCAGUGGAACGACGUUGCCUAUGCCCUCUCUCUCCUGCCCCAUAAGAAUGAGGAGAUCACCAAGACAGUUACCGCUGGGUUCAGAGUUGUCAAAGCGAACGCUUAG
Molecule: messenger RNA, 3909 nt
Organism: Paracoccidioides lutzii Pb01
Product: condensin complex component cnd1
Exons: 5
Coding region: 1-3909 (1302 amino acids)
Biological process (GO): mitotic chromosome condensation; meiotic chromosome condensation; mitotic cell cycle
Cellular component (GO): condensed chromosome, centromeric region; nucleus
Molecular function (GO): histone binding
Source: RefSeq, a predicted model, not a curated record